Molecule: messenger RNA, 3298 nt
Organism: Exophiala xenobiotica
Lineage: Eukaryota; Fungi; Ascomycota; Eurotiomycetes; Chaetothyriales; Herpotrichiellaceae
Exons: 5
Coding region: 149-2956 (935 amino acids)
Biological process (GO): mRNA processing
Cellular component (GO): spliceosomal complex
Molecular function (GO): mRNA binding
Source: RefSeq, a predicted model, not a curated record
UCGGACCUGUCACGAAACAUUACUCGAGGUACGGAGUAGUCGUCGCUCUAUGCACGCUGUCUGCUCCGGAUUAGCACCCCAUCGACGUAUCAGGACAUGUUCAUGAUCCCAAGCGUGGCUUGUGUCGGACAUUGAGCCUUUGUGGAAUAUGGAUGUCGUAAGAAGAAUGACUCGGCAGGUAAUGAAUGCUCAGAUGCUGCUAGACAAGAGCCCCGAAUCUGGGUGUUUCGACCUCCGAGUGUUGGAUUCUGAGAUAUUGCGUCCACCUCGAAUGCGGACCGAGACUCGGUGCGUACAUGCCAUAUCCGUGAUGAGGAUUCUGAUGCUGGUGACAAUAACAUUAGUAUUCAUAAUGAAUGAAUUACUUCUCAGGAAUCCAACCACCGCGUUCUCCUUACCUGAGGGAGUACUCCGUAUGGGCUGUGGGAAAAAGUACCUGCCGCCUUGGCACGGAAUAAAGUAUUCCCGUGAUCCGGCCUACUUUUGCCUGCGACAGGCCUUUCUUCAGUCCGCAGAGAACAUAGGAAAGGUGACAAGCAGGACACCAUCACUCGGUUACGUGCCUUGGGAUCUCUUGUCAACGCCCGGAUACACGUCGCAUCUCCAUGUUGUUCGAGACCAACUGAGUAAGAACCCUGCAGCCAGACAAAAUCGCAGUGGUUGCGCGCCCAUCAUGUACAAUCCUUACCAAGCACCGGGACAAUAUGGCGCCCCUGGAGACUAUGGUGGUAUGCCGGGUGCACCGCCAGGAAUGGCACCACCUCCUGGUAUGGCUGCUCCAGGCAUGGCCGCUCCUCCCGGGAUACAACAACAAGAAGCUCACCACACAAGUAGACCGGGCUCUUUUCCGUCCAAUUUCCAACCACCUCCCAACAUGCCCAACAUCAAUUUCUCCGCCCCCGUUAUCCGACUAGGUACCUCUGGCCCAGCGAAGCCUGAAGGCGGCCGAGAUGAGCGCGACAGGGGCGGUAGAAGAGCUGGAUUGGGCUCGGGGAUGGGUUCAGACUUUCGGGGCGGCGAAAGAGAUCGGAUUACUCAGGUUCAACCGCAGACGAAAGAAGAGAUAAUUAAGACAAUCUUUGUCGGAGGCAUCACUGAAGGAACGGGAGGCGACCAAGGCAUCGAAAGAAUACUACGCGCUGCUGGAAACCUACGACGCUGGCUACGAGCGACAGAUGCCGAUGACAAGCCGUGCAAGUUUGGAUUUGCAGAGUACGAAGACCCUGAAAGUCUCAGUACCGCCAUAGAAGUACUAAGGGAUGUUGAAGUUCCUGUCAAACGACAAACUCCUAAAGAAGCGGAUGCCGAUGAAGAGUCAAGUGUCGAAAUGUCAAAAUUAGUGGUCGUUGCUGACGACAAUUCUCUGAGUUAUAUCGAGCAAUGGGAAGAGGCUCAAGGAGGACGAGACCCAGAUCAAGCACAAAUGCGGCUCGACCAAGCGCGAAGUGCAUUACAAGCCGUGCUGAAAGACCUCACCAACCCAGCUGUGCCCGCGCAAAAAGACGAGCUGUCGAGUAUUGAUCGCGAAGGCGACGUCAACAUGACAAACGGUCAAGGCGAGGGUGCCAAUGGGGAUAUUGUCACGAUUGCCAUCAAUGUCGACGAAGAGUUAUCCGACAUCCCAGCUGAAAUGCGUGAAACUGUCGCAAAGGAAAUAGCCGCCUUCAGGGACCGAAGCAAUCGCCGUGACCUAGAGCGGCUAAGACGGGAGGAAGAAAUUGAGCAACAAGAGCGAAACCGCAUGAUGAGUGACGAACGAUAUAAUCGCCUUGCAUCACCACCUCCAAGUGCUCCCUCCGGGCCUGCCGGUGCCAACGGCGUACCAGUUGGGCCGAGGGGUGCACCUGCGGGGCCAAAAGGAUUUGGUGCGCAACUGCCCCGCGACUACCAGAAGGGAGUGACAUUCGUGAACGGAACGGCCAUCAAUGGUGCAUCUGCGUUCGAGGACGAAGACACGGAUGCAAGUGACGAAGAACUGGAGCGGAGGCGGAAAGAGAAGAAAGACGCAGAACUCGAGAAGCAGUAUCUUGACCAAGAGCGACGGUGGUUGAACCGAGAACGGUCACGAACAGCAGCCGUAGAGAGGGAAAAGACGCGUGACAUGGACGAAGCGACUCGCGCCGAGGAAGCAAAAGAGGCUAUGGCUAAGCGGCUACGAGAGUGGAAUGACGACGUUGAAUCAUCGCGCAAAACAGAAGAGUACUACGCUGACAAGAGCCUGUGGAUCCGAAAUCGUGCGAGCUUCCGCCAACGAGAGAUUGCAAACGACGACGCAGACCGCUCAGCCGAGCAACGCGAGCGUCUAAGGAAAAACCAGCAGCGCGAGCGUGCCGGUGCCAUGGCAGAUGACUUCCUCAGCCGGCAGGAAGAGGAGACCAGCCGACGAGAGCAGGAAGAAGAGCGACAACUAGUUCGUCCGGAACCCGCACGGUUCAAGCUUUCUUUGGGUGCUGCUGCGCAGAAAGCUGCAGCACAGAGCGCGCAACAAGCCACGAAACGCACGGUGGCGGAUGUCGAAGGCCUACUCGAAGACGAAGAAGAAGAAUCCAAGUCUGGCGGUAGAAGGACGCUCAUACCCAUCCAGUAUGAUGCUUCUACAACAUCAGUGAUGAGCGAAGAAGAACGUGCACAGGCGGCAAGGCAGCUUGCGGCAGAUAUCCCCAACGACAAAGACGGCCUGUGGAACUGGGAUGUCAAGUGGGACUUUGUGGAUGAAACUGUCAUUGACGAACGGCUGAAGCCAUUCGUCGAGAAGAAAAUUGUCGAGUAUCUCGGUGUGCAAGAGCAGAUGCUCGUGGAUUAUGUCGUCAAUGCCCUGAGAUCGAGGGGUAAGCCGCAGGACCUGGUGGGCGAAUUGGAAGGGGCCCUUGAUGAAGAAGCGGAAAUAUUGGUGCGCAAGCUUUGGCGUAUGCUCAUAUUCUUCUCCGAAUCCGAGAAGCGAGGACUCGCCACCUAAUGCGGCCGAAGCGGUUUUGCCGUCUCAACCUUCGGUGUAUUGUACAGCUCGGGCUAUUCUUCGAGACGGGCGAAGUUACACAAGUCCAGAAGAAUAAAUCGCCCAAGGCUCGACCAGCAAUGACGAGCUGGAGGGAAUUGACAGUGUCCUUAAUCAAAAGGCUGGAAAUAUCUACGCCCACGUAGUGUUGUACCCGUGACCUCCCAGCGAGCCAGCGAGUGUAAGACAAUCAUUCCCCAAGUCUAUCUAUACUUGCUAUGCAGAGUACCAUGGUUUUUGCACUGCCAUCUCUACGUUAGUGGGCUGGAGGUAUAUAGCGCUCCUUCUCCCCAAAGAAUCCAG